Amphibalanus amphitrite is the source of this 2246-nucleotide messenger RNA. RefSeq names its product protein FAM8A1-like. Lineage: Eukaryota; Metazoa; Arthropoda; Thecostraca; Balanomorpha; Balanidae. The coding region runs from base 289 to 1119 and encodes 276 amino acids. The record is from RefSeq and is a predicted model, not a curated record. The transcript has 6 exons.
GAACCUGCGCGUUACAGACAUUUACGGUGCAGUUUUUUGUUUAGUUUCACAACUAAAUCCUGCUGACAGUAGCCUAGAAGCUGAGAAUAUACAUGGAGUUCACCAGCAGCAAUUACUGCAUAUUCUGUGAUAGAACAAAUGUUGUAAUAAAUUGUCUGCGAGGCCACUAAAAAGGCACACAUAUGACGAGCACUAAUUCCAAGAUUGAUUGAUAUUUGGGAUAUUUGCAGGGAUAUAUUUGAUAAGUCGCUGUCUUUCAGACCUCCCCAGUGCUCCAGUCACUGUCAAAUGUCAGCUCCAGCAUCCGAAGGUAGGGGCGAUGUGCCCCGCCAGUAUGGCUCAAUGGCUGAGUACUGCACUGAUCUACGGCUCUGGAUGGCACGUGUGCAGCAAACACGCUGCAUGGAGGCCAUGUUUCCCAUUUGGUUGUCUCAGCAGCUGGCUGCCGGAUCACUGCCACAGCAGCAGCAGCAGCAGCAGCCAGGAGUGAGGUUUGGCUUUGCCAACCAGGCUGCUGCACCUCCACCUCAGGAGCAGCAGCAGCAGCCCCAGAGAGGUAUCGAGUUUCGUAUUCCGCCACUGUGGAAGCGUCUUGUGGCUGAAACGGUCGACUUCUUCAUCCUGAUGAUUAUCAAGUUCCUGCUUGCGUACAUCGCCAUCGACCAGUUCGGCCUCAUUGACCUGACCAAGUACGACGUGGACACGCUGGUGAAGGUGGCCAGCGGAGGUCAGGCCGACAUGAGCUACACACUGGCCAUGGAGAUGACCUCCGAGCUGCUCAUGCUGGAGAUGGUCAACCGCGUCUCCGUCUGCUGGUUCGAGGCGCUGUGUCUGCGCUGCGGCGCGUGGGGUGUGCCGGGCGGCGCCACCCCGGGCAAGUACCUGGUCGGUGUGCGCGUGGUACGCUGUGACUGGGUGGCGCCCUCGCUCGACGACCACGUAGUGCUGGCGCCCGGCGGCGACCUCGGCCUGGCGCGCGCCCUCCUGCGCAGCAUCAUCAAAAACGUCAGCGUCACCUUCUUCUUUCCGAUGUUUGUGACGGUGUUCUACCUGGACCACAACCGGACGCCGUACGACCUGCUGGCCGGCACCAUCGUCGUCGAGCCGGCCAGGCGGUGAGUCGGUGAGACGGUGGGCUGGUGAGAGGGUGAGAGACUGCUCGGUCCCCCUGCCCGGGCGACCGUCCCUUGCGGCCAUAAUUAAUUGCACCGGGUGGCGUGUCCGACAUCAUAUGGUCUGUGGUGAGAACUUGUCAUGGUUAAGGUGUCGUGGAUGGACUGAAUGAUUGGUUUCAGAGGCGAGGUGGCUAUGUGCAUAUAGAACGUUUCCUGGAGCUUAGGGAGCUUCAUUGUGAGUUGUGUUGAUAUGUUAUUGGAGAACCAGGGCCGGUCGGAAAGGCUCUGUCUGGGCCUGUGGUGAUUUAUGUUUUCAAUUUAUGUAUAUUUAAACUAUGGUCGUGUCAAAUAAGUUGAUUUAUGAUCGCUGCAUGGUGAUAUCUCUCCUGUGUGUGAUAGAUGUGUUUGUAUGCCGCUAUUUGUCUCCAAGAAUCUACAUGAUAUGGUGCACCGCAUUUUCAGUGACUCGACAUGGACCAUGGAUAUAAUUGAGGUCAGAUGAUAAGUUCUCUUAACUCACUGGGUACCAUUUUUACGGUGUCGGAAAUUAUUACGUUUGGUUUGAGUGGAAAUUUGUUAUUUCAUUAAAUAUUAUAUGGCCACCUAUAUAAAUGCUGAUUUCCGUAACAUUACCAAUGAAGUGUUUCUGAAUGAUAUGAAAUUCAAUGUUCUCUCAGCCCCUUAAACAUGUUAGAUUCCCAGAGUUGGUGACCGAAAGAUGUAAAAUAUUUUGGCUUUUGAAAGACGAAGUGGUAUUGUCAAGUCCUUUACGGAUCUCCAUUGUUGCAUGUAAGUAUCCUAAGAAUUCAAGUAUUUCCUUACCAUGCAUUACUUUGUGUCACCUUGCUCAUUGCUGGUAGUCCAAUUAAAAAGCGAUCAAUUAACACUCACCGGAGACUCGUUUGCAACUGUGCGAUGAUGGAAACUACAUACAGGUCCGUUCCUAUAGCACAUGAGAAUAACUUAGCCUGGAUCCGAAUGGCAUCAACCGUGUAUGACCGGCGGCGAGAACUACGCCAUUGUGUGACGUCUAACUGAAUUUUGGUCUGUGAGCGCAAGUCGAAUGAUUGCGAUAUUGAGUAUUUUGUCCAACGUGAUUAUUAUUUUGUUAAUGUAUGGGUUGCCCAAAAA